This is a messenger RNA of Fomitiporia mediterranea MF3/22, 665 nucleotides long. RefSeq lists its product as uncharacterized. Lineage: Eukaryota; Fungi; Basidiomycota; Agaricomycetes; Hymenochaetales; Hymenochaetaceae. The transcript has 2 exons. The record is from RefSeq and is a predicted model, not a curated record. The annotation marks the transcript as partial.
ACGACCUUUCUCGUAGUGCCAAUGCCAUGGAAUGUUACGAUGCCUGUUGACCCCAAGGAAUACUCUUAUUCAGCAUGUUCAGAGGUGUGAGGCGGCCUUCAUAAAAAGCACCCUCGUUGCUGGUUGGAGCCGUGGUCGACGUUUCGCGCAAAGUCGCGUUUUAUCCUCCACACCAGACCACAAUGAUGCUACAAAGAAGCGUGAAGUCAAUGGUGGAACUAGGCCGGGUCGUACGAAGGCCGUACAUGAUUUCGCAUUUCUAAUCUCUGAGCGGAAUGCACGUUCCGCGUCACCCAAGCUGCAAACUCCGCAUGACAUCAAAGCAUUUUAUCGUGCCAUACAGACGAAAGGUCUCUUGCGAGAGCUAUCUCCAGAAGAAUCAUCUUCAAUCAUUCAACUAUUUGCUUCACUAUCUUUGCUACCGGACCCGUCCGAUGAUUCACCUAUCCCUGAUGAUAACAUGUCCGGCAAUUUCGCUUUUCAUCCCCUGGCUCCUGUACUGUCUAAACACCAAAUUAGUGGUACAAGGCAGCAUUGGUCUUUCGUUUUAAUGGUCGCAAAGGACAAAUUGUCCUGUGGAUUAACCCUGGCCGAGUCUGAUAAUUACUGGCUCAUGCGCGCCGCAAUAGAAGAUGCUAAACGGAAGUUAGAUGAAGAUCCUAAAG